This is a messenger RNA of Nanorana parkeri, 1354 nucleotides long. RefSeq names its product forkhead box A2 (gene FOXA2). The transcript has 2 exons. Gene Ontology annotation, biological process: regulation of transcription by RNA polymerase II; anatomical structure morphogenesis; cell differentiation. Lineage: Eukaryota; Metazoa; Chordata; Amphibia; Anura; Dicroglossidae. The coding region runs from base 8 to 1330 and encodes 440 amino acids. The record is from RefSeq and is a predicted model, not a curated record. Gene Ontology annotation, molecular function: DNA-binding transcription factor activity, RNA polymerase II-specific; RNA polymerase II cis-regulatory region sequence-specific DNA binding; protein domain specific binding.
AACUGCCAUGCACUCUGCUUCCAGUAUGCUAGGAGCUGUGAAAAUGGAAGGACACGAACAUUCAGACUGGAGCAGCUACUACACCGAACCAGAGGCUUACUCGUCAGUAGGCAACAUGAACGCUGGACUAAGCAUGAACACCAUGAACACAUACAUGAGCAUGCAGGCUAUGAGUUCCACGGCUAACAUGACGGCAAACUCCAUGAACAUGUCCUAUGUCAACACUGGAAUGAGCCCGUCUUUGACUGGCAUGUCUCCUGGCACCGGUGCCAUGGCCGGUAUGGGUUCAGGUGUAGCCAGCAUGGCCACCCACCUGAGCCCAAGCAUGAGCCCCAUGAGCGCCCAGGCUACAUCCAUGAACGCCCUGGCACCUUACACCAACAUCAAUUCCAUGAGCCCUAUCUAUGGACAGUCCAACAUCAACCGGUCCAGGGAUCCUAAGACUUACAGGAGGAGUUACACCCAUGCCAAGCCGCCAUACUCUUACAUCUCGCUCAUCACCAUGGCCAUCCAGCAGUCUCCUAAUAAAAUGUUGACCUUGAGUGAGAUCUACCAGUGGAUCAUGGACCUGUUCCCUUUCUACAGGCAGAAUCAGCAGCGCUGGCAAAACUCCAUCCGCCAUUCCUUGUCCUUUAAUGACUGUUUCCUCAAGGUGCCCAGAUCUCCAGAUAAGCCGGGCAAGGGCUCUUUUUGGACUCUCCACCCAGACUCGGGGAACAUGUUUGAGAACGGAUGCUACCUGAGGCGUCAGAAACGCUUUAAGUGCGAUAAGAAGCACAGCCCCAGAGAUGGUAGUGGCAAGAAGCUUUCUGAAGGUGGGUCUAGUGUGGGUUCUGCCGCCAACAGUAGCUCGGAGAGCUCUGGGGGCAACGAAUCCCCCCAUUCUAGCUCCUCACCAUGCCAAGAGCAGAAGAGGGCUCUGGUGGACCUGAAAUCCAGCCAAGGCUUGAGCCCUGACCACAACGCUUCUCCCGUGUCCCAAGCCCAGCACUUGCUGUCACAACACCAUUCAGUGUUGUCCCAUGACGCCCAGUCCCACCUCAAACCAGAACACCAUUAUUCCUUCAACCACCCUUUCUCCAUCAACAACCUCAUGUCCUCCGAACAGCAACACCAUCAUCACCACCAUCACCACAACCACCACCACCAUAAAAUGGACUUGAAAGCCUAUGAACAGGUUAUGCAUUACUCUGGCUAUGGCUCCCCCAUGGCAGGUAGCCUAGCCAUGAGCACAGUAACGAACAAAGCUGCAUUAGAGUCCUCGCCUAUUUCAAGUGACACUUCUUACUAUCAAGGUGUGUAUUCCAGACCAAUAAUGAACUCUUCCUAAUUCUAGACAACCUAAAGGACUUUU